GUGAGAAGCUACUGUAAUAGAGAACUCAAAAGGGGUGGCUAUGGCAGCGUUUGGAAUUCGAAUCGUGUUAUUGCUUGCAGCUUGCUUGCUUCCACUAUCUGUGGAAGCUUUGGUUCGCCACUACAAGUUCAAUGUGGUGGUGAAGAACGCCACAAGAUUGUGCUCCACCAAACCCAUUGUUACCAUAAAUGGAAAGUUCCCAGGUCCCACCAUCUAUGCUAGGGAAGAUGACACUGUUCUGAUUAAGGUGGUCAACCAUGUCAAGUACAAUGUUAGCAUCCACUGGCAUGGGGUGAGACAAUUGAGAACAGGUUGGGCUGAUGGGCCUGCAUACAUCACACAAUGCCCAAUUCAACCGGGCCAGGCCUAUGUCUACAACUUUACACUUACAGGCCAGAGAGGCACACUUUGGUGGCAUGCACAUAUCCUCUGGCUUAGGGCCACUCUCCAUGGAGCCUUGGUCAUCUUACCCAAGCUUGGAGUUCCUUACCCUUUUCCCAAACCAAAUAUGGAACAAGUUAUCAUACUAAGUGAAUGGUGGAAAUCAGAUACUGAGGCUGUGAUAAAUGAAGCUUUGAAAUCUGGUUUGGCACCAAAUGUCUCUGAUGCCCACACAAUCAAUGGUCAUCCAGGACCUGUCCAAGGCUGUAAAUCACAAGAAGGAUUUAAGUUGGAUGUUCAAGCAGGAAACACCUACUUGCUAAGAAUCAUCAAUGCUGCACUCAAUGAAGAGCUUUUCUUUAAAAUUGCUGGUCAUGAACUAACUGUUGUUGAAGUUGAUGCAGUCUACACGAAACCAUUCAAAACUGAUAGCAUUGUGAUAGCACCUGGGCAGACCACAAAUGUGCUUCUGACAACCAAACAUGCAGCUGGAAAAUACUUGGUUGCAGCCUCUCCUUUCAUGGAUGCUCCUAUUGCAGUAGACAACAACACUGCCACUGCCACAUUACACUAUUCAGGCACCCUUAGUUCCACCCUCACCACCCUCACUUCCAUGCCUCCCACAAAUUCCACCCUUCUUGCCACCACUUUCACUGACUCUCUCAGAAGCUUAAACUCUAAAAAGUACCCAGCCAGAGUCCCUUUGAAGAUUGACCACAACUUGAUCUUCACUGUUAGUCUUGGUAUCAACCCUUGUGCUACUUGUGUGAAUAACAGCAGGGUGGUAGCAGACAUCAACAACAUUACCUUUGUGAUGCCUAAAAUUUCUCUUCUCCAAGCACAUUUCUUCAAAAUUAAGGGAGUUUUCACUGAUGAUUUUCCUGGGAAUCCUCCUGUAUUUUAUAACUUCACGGGAACACAACCAUCCAAUUUAAAUACCAAGAAUGGAACGAGGCUAUAUAGACUACCUUACAAUUCUACAGUUCAAUUAGUCUUGCAAGAUACUGGAAUGAUAACACCUGAGAAUCAUCCUAUUCAUCUCCAUGGCUUCAAUUUCUUUGUAGUUGGUAGGGGACAAGGGAACUUUAACCCCACCAAAGACCCCAAGAAAUUUAAUCUUGUAGAUCCUGUAGAAAGAAAUACAGUUGGAGUUCCUUCUGGGGGGUGGACUGCUAUCAGAUUCAGAGCUGAUAAUCCAGGUGUCUGGUUUAUGCAUUGUCAUUUGGAAAUUCAUACAACAUGGGGACUGAAGAUGGCUUUUGUUGUGGACAAUGGUAAAGGCCCAAAUGAAUCUCUAUUACCUCCUCCACGUGAUCUUCCCAAGUGUUGAGAAAGUUACCAACUUUAUAUGCAUAAUGAGGAAGGGAAAGCAUAAAGAGAACUGUGUAUGCCAAAGGGGAGAACAAUGAAGGCUACUAACGAGAUUUUUAUAGAGUAAAACAAAGGAGAAAAUGCUCAAAGUAGACCAAACGACCAGUUGCCAUAUUUUUUUUCUUUUCUUUUUCAUCAUUUUUUUGUAUUGUUUGUGUGAUUUUUCUCCUUCUUCAGUGAUAUUUUUGGCUUUAAUUAUACUUAUAAAUGUGAGUCAAAAUGUUAAUGAUUCUUA
Messenger RNA from Vigna umbellata (rice bean), 1987 nucleotides. Its product is annotated as laccase-4-like. The record is from RefSeq and is a predicted model, not a curated record. Gene Ontology annotation, biological process: lignin catabolic process. Gene Ontology annotation, cellular component: apoplast. Lineage: Eukaryota; Viridiplantae; Streptophyta; Magnoliopsida; Fabales; Fabaceae. Gene Ontology annotation, molecular function: hydroquinone:oxygen oxidoreductase activity; copper ion binding.